GGCUCUCAAAUCAUUCAUAAUUGUCUAGGAAGUAUAAAAAGAUUAUUGUCUUCAUCAUCGAUGAAUCAGGAAAGAGCACAGUAAACAUAAGAAACAUACAACUUAAUAAAAAAAAUGAUACUUUUGGCUUCCCAUACUUAAACCCCAACUUUAAACCUGAGUUUAAGUUAAACCCGACUUCAGAAUACGGGCCAAUGUUUUAAAAAUAGUUAGCAAUGAUGACAGCCAGUCAGUAGACCAGUUGGCUCUCAUCUGAUGGGGAAGAGUCUGUCUUGAAGAGAGAGUAGUAUAAGAGCUAUAUCAACAUUUUACAAAUUGCACAUGGUCCGUUAGAUCAACAUCUGCUAUCUCAUCGACUUCCACAGUCGUCUUAACGAAACAAAGAACUAUCACACAACAUCAUCUUCGUCACCGUCACCGCCGUCAUCGUCAUCGUCGUCACAGCUGUCAUCGUCGUCGUCGUCAUCAUAAUCGCAUAUUUGCCGUUUGUAUUCGUCAUCGCAUUUUUUGGAAACGAUAUUUUUAUCACCAAGAGAGGCUAGCAUCCGAUGUGAAGGGGAUACGUCAAAAUGAGGCACAUCAUGUGGAUACCCGGGCUCAUCCUUCUGAGCGGAAUUAGUUCAUUUGAGGCCAGAGGAAGAAACACCUUCACAGCAUUCAACGAUUCUACACAAGGUGCAACAAUGUUUCCUUCAACUGAUGGCAACGUCUACCAAUAUGAUCAUAUUAUAACCUCAGAUUCUACCUUUUCGGAUGGAACACUGACCUUAACAACAGAGAUGAUGACUACCAUGGAAGCAGAAUCUGCAUUGAUCGAUACCAUGGGCGAUCGGUCCAUUGGUUGGUCCUGGUACCCUGUCACGUGGUCAUGGUGGACCAUAAUGCAGCUGGUUUCCGCCAUUGUCGGUAUCCUCGGUAACGGCCUUGUGAUACUGGUCCUCUUCCAGCGGAGAAAGAAGAGUCGUUCAACGGAUACCUUGGUGAGUGCACUGGCCGUAGCUGACUUCCUGACGUCUGUUGUGAUUAUUCCGGUUCCUCAAGCGGCCACAUUUCCCUCUACAUUCCUUGGCGAGUUCUACUGCAGGAUUAUAUCUAACGACUUGAUGUGGUUCUUCAUCCUUGGUUCGAUCAACACGUUAGUGGCCAUUUCCAUCGAACGAUACAUAGCUAUUAUCUAUCCUAUAUAUUUCAAACGUGCCGUCACUCGCCGCAGGGUUUCUGUAGCCAUUGUUCUCAUCUGGGUCAUCACAAUUCUCUGCAGCAUAUUUGUAGUUUUCAUCUUCAAGGUGGACGACACUUCCGGUCGUUGCGUCCUGAACCAUCCCUUCCCUGAGGGCUUCUACAUAUUGGGUGUGUUCUUGUUUCUAAUCCACCUGGUCUUUCCGGCAACCACCAUGUUGGUGACCCAGGUCAUUAUUGCCAGAAGGCUUUACCACCAAUCGCUUCUCUUUAGGAAAGAUAAUGAAUCGACGUUCCACAUCACAGCCAGACGUCGCGUCGUCAAAACCAUGGCAAUUGUCGUUACGAUCUACAUCAUCUGUUGGGGUCCAAGUCAAAUAGCGUUUAUUUUAUUCAGUUUUGGCGUGUUACCACGUUCAUUUCUAGGUACCAGUUGGUACUACAUCACCAAUACCAUGGGGUUCUUUAACUCCUGUUUGAAUCCUAUUAUCUAUGCGGCACGCUUUAAAGAGUUUCGCGUGGCUGUGAAGGAUAUGAUAACCUGCCAGUCGGCCAACAGAGCCCCGAUAUUUGAUCAGGAAACUGCAAGCAUGCCUGCAAACUCUAAACCGGCUCAACAAGCUUAAAGAAGUGAAGUGAAAGAAUACGCAUCCGGACGAUUUAGGCAGCGUAUGUUGAUAUACGUAUGGCAAACCGUUUAAUUAUCUCAUCCUAUACCUUGAUUUCGAGAAUUGACAUUUUUUUUACAAAGUAUUUCGUAAUAUAGGGACAAAAUACUGACAUUAAGAAUUCUUUUCUGAUUGUCAAUAAUUCGAAUCAUCGGUAUCAAGAAUUUAUUUUGUUAUCAAGAAUUAUAAAAUAAGUUAAAAAACCACUUGUCAUCAGUAUGUCGGCAAAAGACUCGGGCUGAUUCGUUUAGGUGUAACAGCCCUUCAACAUGAUCCUGUAGUAUCGAUAGUCAGUUUCGAGAGCAGUAAUUUAGUCACAUCAUUCACAUUCUUUGGUCCUCGUUAAUAUUAUAUUCACAGUUUAUCUUAGUGAAAAUGUGUCAAAUUAAAAUGAUCAUAAUCGUUAUUCUGUAAGAAACAUUGACGGCUUUUGUAGGGUUAGGGCGACACCUACCCUUUUCCUACAAUAUUUUGGCCCCGUCAAAGUCCUCAAGUAGGCCCUAUAUCAAUUAACAUGAAUCGUGAACAUGAUAAAUGUAUAGAAUAAUUUGCAACAUCUCCGACAGUUCGUCAGCAUGUCGCAAUGGGAUGAUCCCUGUGCUUUCAACAUGUUUAAUAAAAAAUGUGCACGUUCGAACCCCAUUAUGAGCAAAACCUUACGUUUUGUUUAAAAUUAAAAACAAAAGUCCAAAAAUGUGUAGCCUGAAUAAAAGUGUUCAAAGCGGGUACGGAAAUCCUAUGGAAUGAAAAAGUCAUAUGAAAUAAGAGAUCGCAGACCGACCAGCGGCGUAACAGGGGUCGGUGGCCAGGGGGGGGGGGUGCAAGAGCCAAAAAUUUCCCGGUCAUACCAUGGUAUGAACAGGCGUAAUGGUGUAAUGAGGCGACUAUUUUAAGAAGGCCAGAUAUUGCGUAUCGGGCAGAAUUUAUCUUUAAAAAAAGUUGCGAGCGAGCGAAGCGAGCGAGCAAAAAUUUUGACCUUUUUAAUACAAAAAUCAAAUUUUGUGAUAGAUUUUGACAUGAUAUCAAGAGAAUGAUAUAUUUCACUCCUCUCUCUAUAGAUUCCUUUAUUUUGUGGUCUGUACGCCACUGUAAACAGGAUUCUUUGCGGCAGUAGCGUGAAGAGU
This is a messenger RNA of Lytechinus pictus (painted urchin), 2971 nucleotides long. Its product is annotated as allatostatin-A receptor-like. Gene Ontology annotation, biological process: G protein-coupled receptor signaling pathway. The record is from RefSeq and is a predicted model, not a curated record. Lineage: Eukaryota; Metazoa; Echinodermata; Echinoidea; Temnopleuroida; Toxopneustidae. The transcript is spliced from 2 exons. Gene Ontology annotation, cellular component: membrane. Gene Ontology annotation, molecular function: G protein-coupled receptor activity. Bases 570 to 1805 code for a protein of 411 amino acids.